Betta splendens (Siamese fighting fish) is the source of this 1097-nucleotide messenger RNA. It is a transcript of the gene nppcl, whose product is annotated as natriuretic peptide C-like. The transcript is spliced from 3 exons. Gene Ontology annotation, biological process: receptor guanylyl cyclase signaling pathway; cGMP biosynthetic process. The record is from RefSeq and is a predicted model, not a curated record. The coding region runs from base 270 to 665 and encodes 131 amino acids. NCBI's taxonomy places the organism in Eukaryota, Metazoa, Chordata, Actinopteri, Anabantiformes, Osphronemidae. Gene Ontology annotation, molecular function: hormone activity; hormone receptor binding. Gene Ontology annotation, cellular component: extracellular region.
AUUCAGCGUUUGCCAAGAGGAGGAAAAUCAUCCUUUCAGUUCCAUCACAAAGUGAGAGCGAGGAGUGGGAGGAGCCUGGCGAGUGAGAGAGUGAUGCUCCCACAUGUGCCAACAAGUGAGAGGUAGCUGAGAGGCUGAGAGCGACGGAAAUGGAGAAGAGCCUGUGAGAGCAGGAGACACCCAGAGCCUUGAGAGAAAUCAAAGAGUUUGUAAUAUAGCAUCAAGUGCUUGUUGCCAGCUCCAUCGUUCCUGUUCUCCGUCUCGUCACCAUGCUGUGUCCUGUGCUGCUGUGCGCCGCUCUGCUGCUCCUCACACCCCUGGAGAUCACGGAGGCUCGCGCUCUGCAUCCUUCUCCAGAUGCUGUGCAGUUUAUGGAGCAGUUUCUGGAACGCUAUAAUGAUCUUUUGACCCUGGAUGACCUGGAGAACCUGUUGAACAGCCAGCCAGAGGAGCAGUCCACCUACUCCUCCGGGGUCAAAGCAGCAGAGUUCCCCAAAUGGGCCGACGCGCAGACGCAGCCGGAGACCCCCUGGCUGCGGCUGCUGAAGGGCGCCCUGGCCAAUCAGAAGCGAGCGGAGCCAGACCGCUCACGGAGGGGGUGGAACCGGGGCUGCUUUGGGCUGAAGCUGGACCGGAUCGGGUCCAUGAGCGGACUGGGCUGUUAGUAGAGAGAGAGUUAAAAAAAAAAAAAGAAAAAAAAGACUGAGGACAUCCUUCUGAGAGCAUAAUAAAGAAAAACACCCAAGCAAAGCUUCACCUGCAGUGAAGGCGAUUCACGUGUAGUGUGGUGUAAACUCGCAGUGCUAAUGUGGUUUAGAUCAGAUGCUUCAUACUGUCGUGCUUGUUUAACAGAGCAGCCGUAGUUUAUUCCAUGUGUAAGACUUAAACUGAAUAGUAGAACGCGUGAGCUGUGUUUACAUUGAUUCGUCAUCUUUAAGUGUUUUUACAUAACUCUGCACUUUUCAGCUUGUUCUGCACACGUUACGUUGUGUUGUCUGUAAAGUCAGGUGUGACGGACUUGGAUCCUAAAAUUGCCUGUAGUUCCUGUGGUUUGUUUUGUUACCUAUGAUUUGCAUGAAUAAAUGGAUUUGACAUUU